GGCAUCUCGAUAAUUAUCCUUAUUUAGGGAUGGAUAUAGAUUAUCCUUCACCCUGUGCGCUCAGUCUGGUGUGACGGGCUACACCAUCGUCAUUGCAGCCAUCCAGCUUAAAGAUAACAUGAGGGGAAGCACGAGGUUAGAGCGCACGCCACACAUAAACUACUCGAGUACCAGUACUCGUACAGUAAGUGUACUCCAGUAUUAUUAUCCCAUAAGGUCUCGCGUGGCUCCCUGGCCCAUCCCUAACUCAUAAUCACACCCACAAUUACAAGACAAUCACCACCACUCACCCCCCGGUUCAUAAGCUCCACUUCUCCCGCACCUCCGCCCCCGAGCUCAAACUGUUGCCAACAAACUCUGCUCCUAACGACACGCGAUAACCGCAGCACGCCUCCAGGAAAUUUUGCUGGAGCAGAGAGGCUCGAAUUUCAAAAUAAACAUCCCCGCGAAGCCUCGGUCCACAAGAGAGCAGAUCUAGCGCUUCUACCGCUAAUUCGUCAACUUCCGUAGAUCUUGUAAACAGAUCUGCGAGACUGUCUUGGACUCAAGCUCUCGUUUAAACCACCCGCCCAAAAAAGUGCCAGGUCCGCCUCACGGUCCUUAUUUUGUGCCUUACCUUUUCGAGGAGUCCCGCCCGCUUUUCAUCUCUCGAAUCCGGGCCUUCUUUUCUUUUUUACAUACACCAUCCCCUCUAACCUUGUCUGUUGGGCCCUUUCCCUCACUCACCCUAUCGACGAUCUCCCACACCCUCAACGCAAAAACCCGCUUGGUGGGAUUGGUUGUGCUAACAGCCUUCGUGGAAGUCAUUCCCAUAUAGAAGGCUGGCCUGGUCUUGAGAGUGCUGCUUUCUUUCUUCCUUCCUCCUUUCCCAUUCACCCUCCAGAAACAGCUUUCUGUAUUACAUGUCACAGAAGUAACCGGACGCCUCCCUUUCCUACAAGGAAAAAUAAUUGGAAGCCAUUCCAUGGUUCCCACAAAACCAGACACUCACCCACUAUAUAAUCCGACGCCCAUUCCAACCCAGCAAGCCUCAUCUGAGUCAUCAUGUCGGUAGUCUCAAUAGAAUCGAGUAUCGACAGGGCGAAGAAACUCGUCAGAUCCAAGAUACGGAGUAUGAUGGACGAAUGCAAGAUUCGGAAGUUUGCAAUGGAACUUCAUUCUGGGUUGUCGUGCUAUACCGCUCGGGAGUCUGGAUAUAGGGAGGUAUUGAGGAUGGCUCGAAAAACGAUUUCUUUUCUCCGUCCAGGACAACGGGCGGCAGCCUCGACCCGGGGUGGUACUACCACCUCCAAAGGCUCUCGUUCACUAGGGGCUUUGUUCUUCGGCCUUCCAGUUGAGCUUCAGUUGGAAGUCGUUAAUAAGUUAUGCUUCUUUGAUCUUCUGUCAUUGCGGAGGACAUCACGGAAAUUCAGAGAACUCACAAUGCACAACGAGAGCCAUAUAGUCAGGCACCAUAUCGGCCAGUGGGUGCCGUUACAUAUCAUGAAACUAUACCCUCCUCCCACAGAUGUGCCACCGACGCUGGGAUACCUCACUGACCUGGCAUACAAACAACGGGUAUCAACGCAUUUGGCGCUGUCGUUAGCACGCCAAAUUGUGAAAGAAAUGAUGGGAGGGCGGCAGUCCCGGAGAAUGUCGAAAGAGGCCACGGUAUAUGUUUUGAAUCAACUACGGUUAGGAAUGGCACCACUGAUAUUCGCGUUAUUCCACUUUUUCGAAACGUACAGAACGCGGAGACUAGAGCAUUUGUGGGGAAAUGAUGAUCAUGACUCAUCGAUGGCAGGAUUAGACCCGUUAUCAUCACUGGCGGAUAAGAUGCGACUUCAGGGGGAUAUCAUAUCACAAUAUCCCGAUAAUUUACUGUUACAAGUACAUCAGAUGUACCAUUUGCUUUUACACUUGUUCAUGCGAAGAAUGAGCUCGCCGUCACCCUCGGUGCAACGAACACUGGGCUGCUGGACACGGCAGCGACCGCCAAACCAAGCGUUCGCAAAGGUUCUUAUCCUUGGUGGGAUCAAAGAAGUGUGGCACAUCUACCGAAUAAAGGGCUUUUGUCGCCGCCGCAAAGCACUGGACAAGUACCUCCGCAAGCUCGACGCGGAGCGAACACGUCCGCCCAAACGCAAGAACCGAUCUGAAGCAAGGGCAACCACCCUGCAACAAAAUAAGGGGUCUUCCAUUCCCCCAAACCUCGACGUAACUGCACCACUCCACUCAGACCACAAUCACCCACCACCGCCUCCCUUAUCCAAGCUGGACGUCGACGACCUAACACAACUCUGGACUCCUGCCGCAGAGCACAGACUGAUAUUCGGAGGAAUUGUGGGCAGUCUGGAGGAGGUUCGGUGCUGCGGCCAGUUUGUCAGUCAGCUACUUGGUGGGGUGACAGAAUCAGACGAUGAGGAGGACGAUGCCGACGGCGACGACUCAGAAGACGACUCGGAUGAUUCUGCAGAUGACGAGGCUUCGCCAGUGUUGGCACCUGGCGGAGGGAAUACGGUUUAUUCGAAUACGUUGCUGAGUGCAGAUAGUUCCUGGGACGACGAGCUCGCCGAGGAGGAUAGUGGGUUAUUUUCCGACGAUGAGGGGCUCGGGCUGGGAUCUGUACUUGCCACCGUUUGAUGCCGGAAGUAUGAUACUUCAAGCAGUAUUUAUUUAAAACAUCUGACUGUUCAUAUGGGUUAUGUUUGGGCUCUUCAUAGGUGUUUAUUCAUAUUUUAUUUAUAUCCAUUCAUAUUUGUUUCACGGAUAUCCUACCCACCAUCAUUGCCAUCCAUCGUCUCCUUCACGUUAUUAUGUUAUAUCGCAAUACUGUGGGAAGAUGUGGAUUUAUGUUGGUUGGGGGGAAAGAUGGGGUUUGUUUCCUUUUCCGGUUGCGCAUUCGACGCUCGCUCUAAGUCAUAUAUGGGGGGUUUCUUGCUCGUUUUCUCGUCUCUUCUUGUCUGGUCGGUUGGUCGGUCGGUUUGGGUUUAGGUUAUAUACUUUAAUGAAAG
Molecule: messenger RNA, 2993 nt
Organism: Tuber melanosporum (Perigord truffle)
Lineage: Eukaryota; Fungi; Ascomycota; Pezizomycetes; Pezizales; Tuberaceae
Exons: 2
Coding region: 1045-2622 (525 amino acids)
Molecular function (GO): protein binding
Source: RefSeq, a predicted model, not a curated record